Messenger RNA from Chilo suppressalis (striped riceborer), 4815 nucleotides. The record is from the annotation of a GenBank genome assembly. NCBI's taxonomy places the organism in Eukaryota, Metazoa, Arthropoda, Insecta, Lepidoptera, Crambidae.
UGGCUGCAGGCUGCAAGCAAGCGCAUUGUCAUGGGCCGCGCUUCCAGUGACAUUGGCUUUCUUACUGGCGCUGAUAGUACGGCUGGGCGCGCACACGCACGCCGCACGCCGAGUUGCGCGCGCGCCUCCACGCCUCGCGACCGCGACCGCCCGCGCGGCACCCGCGCCAUGCCCGCAGUGAAAGUAUUCAACAUAUUCGGCGCCCAGAAGCCGCACGAUAAACAACCCAAUUCGCACUCGAGUUCGCCCAUGCAAAAGUUUUACAGGACCUUCUCAGUCCCCCCGCAAACGUCCAAUGAGAAAAACACUAAAGUGACCGCGAUCGCCGCAUGCUUAGAGAAGCGCAUUAGUGAACCGAAACUGAACAAUGAUAACGUGCAGAAGUUUUCGAAAAAUAAUAGUGGUGUUGUGAACGGUAAAUCGGAUAAUUCUAAACACGUGUACGAGAAUGUAAACAUUGUCAGUGAAAACAAAUGUGUGCAACGCGAUUUAUUACUUGACGAAUCAAAAGGGUAUUCAUCGAUCUACGAAAAUAUUGUGAUUGUAGGAAAACCGGACCCCAAUAAAGAAGUGAUUGGGGAAUCCAAGUUAAACAAAGCUCUUCAGUCUUUUGAUAAAAUUUUGACUGAAUUUUCUGAAAGUGCAUCUUUGUCUACCGAAUUUGUCGGAACGAGAAGCAAUUUUAUAGUGCCUAAACUACAGAAGUCAAAAACCUGCAGUAUUAUAGAAUCAAGGUGUAUAUUAAAGAAAACUAAUUCAGACCCACAAAGUGAUAAUAAAACACGAAGCAAAGUGGUACGUAAUAAUUCUAUUGACAAAACAACCAGUUUGUGGAAUCUUGCCGAUAUGAAAGGCAAAGAGUUGACUUCACCAUUAAUGCCUUUGGCACCUACUACUAUCGAUAAAGUGAAUCCGGAUAAGUAUGCCACUUAUAAAAUCUCGUCUAAAAACCCGUCUCGUUUGAACUGCAUUAAAAACGAAGAUAUAAAAAAACUGGAUGUUAAAACAAGAAUAUUAAAGAAGACUUUAUCUAAUCCACCGUCGACACCUGUUCCGGUUAUAUCAAAACCGAAGCCGUUAACUAAAAAAACCGAGAAAAAAACAAGCGAACUCAAGAAAAUGAAACCUAAAUCAUGUACAGAUAAUGGAUCGUCCAAUAUAAAGAUGACCAUAGAAAGUAAAGAUAAUCCGAAAUCACAAAUGCAGAAAGCAAAGAGCGUGUGGGAACUCGGGAAUGAAAUAAUAAUAUCGCCUAACUUAGAAAGGACGAAGUCCUCUACUUCUAUCGCGGGCUCUCCCAGCAAGAUCCCGGUGAUAAGGAGUCAAAUGUCGCAUAACAAGUUCAGUAGUACUCGGGCUCUAUUUUCUCCCACUCCUGUUGAUCUAAAUAAUGUAGACCAGGCCAGAGAGUGUGCUCAGAAAAAAAAGUUGAUCGCGCCCAGGAAAUCUACGGAAAAACUCGAUAUAAAUAAACAAGUCAGACAAAAAUCUCAACUUUGCUUAAAGACUGAAAUAAAACGUCAAUCAGAUAAAACUAAGAACUAUGCACCGGAUAUCAAAAAAACGAUAACGUCUCCGAAACCCUCGCUGAGAGAUUAUACGGAAGAAAUUAAUGCAGUGCGCGCUAAGAUACAGCAAAGAAAAAUAAACAAAAGAGACAUCGUCAUAGCGUCGACGGAUUCCAAACGGAAUGAAAACGACGCGGAAGAAAUCGAUUCGAUACUGACACCUGUGAAAUCGAUUGUAAAAAAGUUAGAACUAAAAACAGCUUUGGAAUCGAAAGCUGAUGCAGCACAUUUCCUGAGCUGCAAAGUGAUCCCUCCGGUGCAUAAGGAGCUCUGUGUCGCGAACACAACUUUCCAUAACCACUUGAGCACACUCGUGGGCCGGCAAGUAAAAUACGUGGAAUCGAGAGAUGACUCGAAGACGUGCUCCCAAGUGAAAAAGCUCGAGUUACAUAAACAGAGCGAUGAAAAGAUAAUAUCAGAUACAAACUCGGACUGCAGCGACGACUCCGGUCACGUUUCGAACGACGCCGCGAACGAUAACGACCCGGCGUUCGAUAACGUGCACGACUUGAGCCCUGUGCAUAACUCAACGGAUGUAGUGGAUUGCAAAUUCAACGCUCCCAAACAAUUUGGGAUAAGUUUACCAGAGAAUGCGAAGGCCGUGCGCAACGCGCGAAACAUCGAGGUCGAUAGCGGUACCCGCGCCACCGACGCUCCGAAAGUGGAUGAACAGAUUAUGUUCCGCGGCGGCGUCGUGGGCGGGUUGGACGCACGUCGCGACGCAGCGCUCGCACGCGUGCUGGUCCGACUUCAAGCUCGAGCGCGGGGCUUACUCGCUCGUCGCCGAGCUCAACGACUCCGGACCCAGCACACGGCCGCGCGCUGCGUGCAACGGAACGUGCGCGCGUUCCUCGCCGUCCGCGAUUGGCCGUGGUGGCGGUUGCUGGUGCGAGUCACCCCGCUGCUCGCCGUACACAGGACCGAACACAGGCUGAAGCAAGCGCAGGAGGAACUGGAGACAUUGCGAACCAAGUUGGAUAAGGUGGAAGGAGAGCGAACAUAUUACAAGAACGAAACGGAAAAACUAGAAACAAAGCUGUCUGAAGUGGGCGGCGAGUUAACUGAGGAGCGAGCUGCGGCCGGUCUCGCCACCGAGCGCGCGGACGCUGAAGCGGCCGAGAGGUUGCGCGUAGAGAGGGACAACAGAGAGCUCAUCGCCAACAACCAGCGGUUGCAACAGGCAUCGGAGAGACUUGAACUCGAGCUACUGCACUGGCGGUCAACUGAAAGCGGCGGUGCCGAGCCCUCCGACUCCGAGGGAUCGGAAGCCGAUGCCAGCGCCAGCGGAGAGAAAUACAAACGAAGAUAUGAGGCUGCCCAUAGAGAAGUGCAGUUAUUACGCGCCCAGCUACGCAGACAACACGAGGACGACCUCGAACAGCUGGUCACCGUCAAGAAACAGCUCGAGAAAAAGGUACAAGAUGCUUAUGAAGAGGUCGAGGAGCAGCGUGCGGUGGCGGCGCAAUGGAAACGGAAGCUGCAGAAACUCACCAACGACAUGGCGGACCUCCGGUCGCUUCUCGACGAGCAGACAUGUCGCAACAACUUGCUAGAGAAGCGGCAGCGUAAGUUCGACGCCGAGCUCCACGGCGCACAAGAGGAGUUAAAGCGGGAACGGACCGCGAAGGAACGCCUGUCGAGGGAACGAGACCAGGCGCACGCUGACAAAUACGCACUGGAGCAGAGCCUCUCUGAAGCUCGGCUCGAACUCGAGCUGAAAGAAGAACGGCUGAACGCUGCCACUCGCGAGCUUGAAGAAAGAGGCGGCGGUGGCGACGAAGUAGCAGCACUGAGACGGACCAGAACCGACCUCGAGCGACGCGUGCGAGACCAAGAGGAAGAGCUUGAUGACCUCGCCGGACAGAUACAGUUACUGGAGAGCUGCAAGGUGCGACUAGAGAUGUUACUGGAGCAACAACGUAAAGAGGCGCGUUUGGAAGCAGCCGCGCGAGAUGACGAACUGGAAGAAACGCGCGCCAAUGCCGCCAAGAAACUUAAGAUGCUCGAGAGUCAACUGGAGAGCGAGCACUCCGAGCGAAGUCUGCUUCUACGAGAACGACAUGAACUUGAGCGAAGACUUGCUUCUUUGGAAGAGGCUGCGCGUGCGGAGAACCAGGAGCAAGCACAGCUGUUGCAAAGGCUAAAGAGAGAUUUGAAGAGAUAUCGAGCUUUGCUGCGCGAUGCUCAAACGAUGCUGGAACAGAAAGAGAAAGAAGGCGGAGCCAAAGCACAGAUUAGACAAUUGAAGAAUCAGGUAGAGGAUCUCGAGCUAGCAUUGCGAGCGGCGACGAAAGCGAAGCAAACAGCCGAAGCGGAAGCAGCGGAAACCACCGCAGCUUUGGAAGAAGCGACGCGAGCGAAGAACGAAGCGGCCGAGCGAGCGCUCGCCGCUACCAGGGACGCCGCCGCUGCCAGGGCUCAGCUCGAUGAUGCGGAGGAAGAGGCCGCGGAGUUACUCAAGAAAUACCGCGCGAGCACCAACGCUUUAUGUGCGGCGCAAGCGGAGUGCCGCGAGGCAUGCGCCCGCGCCGAGGCAGCCGCGGAAGAGGCGCGCCAGGCCCGCGAGCGCCUCGCCGACCUCGCCGCGCGCCUCGCCAGCGCCGAGGCCGGCCACACGCACACGCACCACGAGGCCGAGCGCCGCCUCGACACCAGGAACAAGGAGUUAGAGUCGAGUUUGGAGCUAGAAGCGACCGCACGCGCUCGGCUCGAGGGACAGUUGGCCCGACUUCGUGACGCGCACGAACAACUCGCCGCAGAGUUGGGCGCUGCCCGCGCGAGGGAUCAACAUGCGGCAGAUGACGCAAGGAAACUGGCGAGACAACUCAGAGAACUGAAAGAAGAAAACUCUAACCUAAACGCCAAACUGAGCGAAACGGCGCGCGCUAAAGCCGCGGCUGAAAGCGCAGCGGCCACAGCUGCGGCGGAAGCGGCCGCGGCUAGGGAUGAGGCCAGGCUCGCUGCCAGAAGAGCCGCGGCUUUACAAGAGGCCAUCGCGGGAGACCUGUCCAGCCCCGGCGACUCCAGGGAUACUGACAGUGACAACGACAGCUACAGUUCGGACGAGUCCAUCGGCACUUUCCUGGCGAACCACAAGCUGAGCCCUUCAGUGCCCUCACGGAAUAGUCUGCACCUCGACUCGCAGAAAUCGCAAACGCCCGAAGGCAGACAGAGCCGGUCUAGUGUAUCUUCGUCGUCUACCACCGCCAAGCAGCCAGUGACCCCUACCAAAGAGUCGUUCGCAUAA